CUCUACGAGAAGUUGGCUACAGGGUAUUGUAAUUUACUCGGCAUCGGAUCAGAGCGUAUGUGUUCCCCCUGGAUGAUUUAAUUUAGUUGCUUGUAAUAUGAAGUGUUUGUGAGAUUCGUGUUUAUUGGACAGGCAUUCAAGGAUUAUUGGCCGUUUUGUGUCGUUUACGCGUAAUAUUACGGAGGUCAAUUGUAAACUAUAAGUACAAUAAUAGCACUCGAAUUUUCAGUAUUGUUCUCCGGAUCAAAUUAGGAUUGAGUUCGUCACCAAAUAAAUCGGGCGUGCACCCUUUUCAAACAACGACAGAACAUUCGUGUGCAAAUAUUCAUAGCGUUGCAUGAAGAAUUCAAAUAAGAAAUUAGUUUAUAUCUUUAUCCAGUGAAGUAAUCUCAACGGUUGAUAGGUGUAUGGAAAAUGAAUACAUCGCUGAAAAUGUGUAAUUCAGGUGAUUUUUCAAUUGGAUUUUAUCGGAUAGUUGCAGUCGUUCUUUUGCUAAUAAGCUCAUUUGGCUCGCAAGCGCAGACAGAAACUUUCCGAAUCGCGGGCCUGUUCGAACCCAAGAACGAGCACCUCGUGCUUGCGCUUCAGAACGCCGCUACCAAGGUCAACAUGCACCAGCUGCUGGGGCCCAGUCGCAUCAUAGUUGUUGACAUGGAGUACUUGGAGGGCGACAACAGCUUCGAGGCCAACAAGAAAGUGUGUCGUCAGAUGCGCGGCGGAAUCGCGGCCAUAUUCGGCCCGGUGUCAGAGAUAUCUCGUGCACACGUACAAGGUCUCAGCCAGGCGUUCGAGAUCCCGCACCUGCAGGCGGCCUGGGACGCCCGAAACCCCCGGGAGGACUUCAGCAUCAGCGUCUACCCCGACCACGAGGUUCUGUCGGGAGCUUACGCCGACCUGAUCAAGUACUGGAAGUGGACGCAGUUCACCGUGAUCUAUGAGGAUAAUAAUAGUCUGAUCCGUCUGCAGAAGAUCCUGGAGUUGGCACGUGGCGAGGAGUUCACGAUGAAGGUGCGACAGUUACAGGGCGGCACUUCCGGUUAUAUCUCCAUGCUCAAGGAUAUGCACGAGAAGCUCGAGUACCGGAUGGUCAUUGAUUGUUCGGUGGAGAAAGUGUUGGAUAUUCUGGAUGCGGCGAACUCCCUCAAUAUGGUCAACGACUACUUCCAUUUUCAUUUUACAUCGCUGGAUAUUUCACAACUGGACCUUGACCGGUUUGCCCAGAAAGGCGCCAACAUCACAGCCAUGCGUUUGAUUCGGCCCUCCAGCCCGGAAGUGGUAAACAUCUACAACGAAUGGGCCAACAGAGAGUCGAAUACUGUGCGAUCACCCCUACUCGGAAUGAGAGCAAUAGCGACGGAGACAGCGCUCAUGUACGACGCCGUGAACCUGUUUGCGCGUGCGCUGUCCAGCCUGUCCAAUCAGCAGCUCCAGACGGAGGAGCUACAGUGCGGCAAGAAGGAGACGUGGAAGAAGGGAGCUAACCUGCUUAACUACAUCAAAUCAUUGGAGUAUCACGGUCUGUCGGGGAAAAUCCGUUUCGAGGAGGGUCGACGGAAAGAUUUUAAUCUGGACGUCAUUAGCCUGACAAAUAAGGGUAUAACAGAGAUCGGUUCAUGGAACCGGAAGUCCGGCGUGAACAUUUCCGUGACCGUUCAGCAACAAGAGCAAGACGAUCUGACGAGGCUGCGUAACAUGACGUUACGUGUGGUCACCAUCUUUGACCCCCCAUAUGUCAUUAAGAGGAAUACCACGGGUGAAAACGGUCGAUAUGAAGAGGGCUUUAUUAUUGACCUCAUGGAGGAAUUGUCAAAGUCCCUGGGCUUCAAAUACGAAAUCUAUGAGCAGCACAAAAAAGCCUACGGAAGCGAACAAAAGGACGGCAAAUGGGACGGAAUGAUCGGAGACUUGAUUGAGAGGGAUAGCGUUAACAAAGCGGAUUUAGCCGCGGCGGGACUUACAAUAACCUACGAUCGGGCAAGGGUGGUGGACUUUACAAUGCCGUUUCUCAAUCUUGGCAUCACCAUCAUCUACAAGAAGCCGGAAAAGAAACCGCCGGCUCUGUUCUCCUUCCUGUCGCCCCUGUCCAUUGACGUCUGGAUCUACAUGAUCGCCGCCUACCUCUGUGUCAGCUUUAUGCUCUUUGUUAUAGCAAGAUUCACGCCUUACGAAUGGGAGAAUCCACAUCCGUGCAACGAAGACUCGGAGGUGGUGGAGAACCAGUUUACGAUCCUCAACAGCCUGUGGUUCACCAUCGGCUCUCUCAUGCAGCAAGGCUCCGACAUAGCGCCUAAGGCCGGGUCUAGCAGGUUGGUAGCCAGCACGUGGUACGUAUUCACCCUGGUCAUAGUUAGCUCGUACACCGCCAAUCUGGCAGCGCACCUGACCAUCCGCCGCUUGGAGGCGCCAAUCAAGAGCGCAGCCGACUUGUCGCAGCAGACAGCAAUCAAGUACGGGACGCUUAAAGCGGGAGCCACUCGAAACUUUUUCAAGAACUCCAAUCUGACGGUGUUCAAACGUAUGAAUGCGUACAUGGAGGCAAACGCGGACUCUAUUCUGGUUGACAGCAACAAAGACGGGUUCGAGCGGGUCGUCAAGAGCAACUACGCGUUCCUGGCCGAGUCCACGUCGAUCGAUUACCAAAUACAGCGCAACUGCGAUCUCAUGCAAAUCGGGUCCGAUUUGGACACUAAGGGAUACGGCAUCGCAGCACCGAAAGGUUCGCCUUGGAUUGGCCUCAUCUCCCGCGAGAUUGUGCGUUUCCAGCAGCAACAGGUAAUCCAGGGCAUAUACAAGAAGUGGUGGGUCGACCAGGCGGGAAAAGUGUGCAAGACCGACGACGACGAAGAUGCCGCCGCAAGCGCUGCGCUCGGAGUUCGUAAUGUUGGAGGGGUGUUCGUUGUUUUAGCCGGCGGAUCAAUAUUUGGACUUCUGGUUUCAAUAUUGGAGUUUCUCUGGAAAGUUGGAAAGAAUGCGCGCAAAGAUAAGCAAUCGUUUUGGUCGGAAUUCACCGAAGAGCUUCGAUUUGUGGUUCGAUGCAAGAGUUCCCGGAACCUCUCGGCAGAUUGCGGAAAAUCUCGAAAGGACACGGACGCGCAUAACGGGGUCCGAUACUCGCCAGCCAACACUAUGCCUUCCUUUGACAAACACAGGGACGUCUUAGAAUGAACAUGUAUGCACUCUGCAGCCUGUGAUAUUUUAUGAAAUGUUAAUGCAACUUGAAAUGCGUGAGACUUGCUAUGAUACAAUAUGUACCAGUGUCUUAUUCCUUUAUGAGCCGAAAACAAAAACCUGACCCAUCAUAAUUAAAGUAUCUUUACUUUUUGUUGUUGAAAUUUCGACGACUGCGAUUGAAAUAUUAUUUUUUCCACAAAUGGUUUAGAAAACAAAUAAACUGGAUAAAAAUAACUGUGUCAACAAACGUUUUACGUAUGUUUUAAUUAAUGUUUUAAUUAAAUUGUGCAUUAUAAUUAAGUUGAAGUGUGCAACGAACUAGUAUUUAUGCAAUACACGGCCGUGUCCGGAUAAUUGAUAACGCUCAGGUGUUAGGGUGGGUUUAUUUUGAGUAUUUAAAAAUAUAGCAUAUGUUUUGCCAUUCGUUUUCAAGUUGCGUGACUUGUUUUCCCUUGAAGCCAGCAACCAAAGGAAAUUCGUGUGUUAUAAAUAAACGAUACCGUUUUACAUAGUUCAAUGAAAUUGCAGUUGGUAAAAUAUAACAUGUGAUAAUAUAUUCAUCAGUCUUAAUUCGAUUAUUACAAACGAAUCCAAACUAAACGCCCAUCAAACUUCAUAGUACUAUUGUGUGGUUUGUAUUUUGACACCAAAACGUGCAACAUGUUAUUCUUGUUUCUGCAAUUCGAAUUUCAAAAAUAUCUAGGAAUAAUAUUCUUUAGUUUUAUUUAACUUAAACGCGUGCAUGUACGUGCUGGUAUAUUGAGUACGACAAUUGGUUUGUGGUGAAAGCAAGAAUACGUUCAAAUUUUCGCAGGAAAUGUAAUCUGUCAUAUGCGGUCUAAUGCAGAGGCUUCGUUUGCUUAAAAAUAAUCAUUGAUAAGUUGACAUGCCGUUUAAAUAUUUUUAUUUGUAUGUUUAUAGCAACGUACCUAAAUGAAUAAUAUCAUUGCUGUAUUACAACAUUUUAUAGUUAUUUAAACACUCAUUACGCACAUUAAGAAAAUUAAAUUAACUGAAAUGGGCUUUAUAAUCUAUGUGAAUACGUUUCUGGUAUAUGUUAAAAAGAUCGUGAAUAGAGCUAUUUGGAUUUGGUAAUAACGAUAUGUUCGUCUAAUUGGACGUUUCUAAAAAUUUGUUUCAUUAUGUGUUUUAUUUUAUACGUGAAAACGUUUGUUUUCAUUUGCGGUGUCUUGGUAAUUUUUAUGUGUAUACAUAUUAGCCUUGCUCUGUGAAAAGGGGGUUUAAUACAGCGUAAAGUGUCGUCCCUGAUUAUCAGGUACAGUCCGGGUUUAAUACAGCGUACAGUGUCGUCCCAGAUUAUCAGGUGCAGUCCGGGUUUAAUACAGCGUAAAGUGUCGUCCCAGAUUAUCAGGUGCAGUCCGCACAGGCUUAUCAGGGAUAACACUUUCUGCCUAAACUAGAUUUUUGCUAAGAAGAUACUUUCUUUAAACAGAAAAUACCAUACACGCGGAAAGUGUCGUCCCUGGCUAAUCCGCACAGGAUAAUCUGGGACGACACUUUUCGCACAUGUUUUAAACACCAUUUCAACAGAGCGGGCUCAUAUAUAAGAUUAUCCCAUGAAUGUAUGUGUACAGAGGUCAAUUUGACAAAAUGAUAUUUUUAUAAAACCCGCCAUUCCCAUGUUUGUUCUAUGCAUAAUAUGUGUAAAUAAUGUAUAUAGUUACUUUGCUUAAGUCUGUAUUUUUCUUUGUUUUGGGAUAUUACCAACAAAUCUGCAUGUACCUGCUUAAACGGUUAUGGUAUAAAGCCAAUUAAUUAUUUCAACGAAUUCAGCAUUCUGCUUCUUUCUCAUUAACGUCUGCUCAUUAGUACAUGUCGUUAAAAUUUCUGGAAAAACGCGAACAAUAUUUAGACAUAUAAGUGAACUACAACUUUUUCAAAAUAUUUAAACAAAGAGUUGGUAAAAUAAUGUUUUUAUUUUUUGGCGUGCUCGUGUAGUACUUAGCAGACAGUUUUAUUUUGCUGCAAAAUAAUAAACCUAGUUUCAACCAAUUUUUAUUGAAUUGUACUGAAUAUAUGUGUAUACAUAAUAUAUGUAUUUAUCUCUGAUUUUGCCUGAAAAAUAAGCUGCCCAUUCAGCAAUCUAUAUGUUUAUUUAUGAGCAUAAUUGUAGGUAUCAUGGCAGCGUUAUCAUUAAUUGAACUUUUAAUGACUUUAGCUUGUGCUUAUUAAACCUUUAAACUAUAUUUGGACACCCAUUUUUUUACAAUGAACAUACACGUUUAAUGUUUUAACACUUUAUUUGACAUAACUAAGUUGAUAUAGUUGAUAUAGCAGUAAACAACCGCUGGUAGCUUAACUAACCUUCGAAGUUCUAACCAACUGCGCUUAGAAGGUAAUAACGUGAAGAGUGAAAAUACAAUGAUUAAAUAAGUGCAUAGUUGGACCGUGAUCUGUGAAAAGGGUUUUUAAUGCAUGUGCGGAAAGUUUCGUCCUAGAUUUGCCUGUGCAGUCCGUACAGGCUAAUCAGGGACGACACUUUCCGUCUAAACUUGGUUUUUUUUUUAAGACGAGACUUUCUUUAAACUAAAAAUAUCCUAAAAGCUGAAAGUGUCGUCCCUGAUUAGCCUGUGCGGACUGCAAAUGCUUAUCUGGGACGACACUUUAUAAGCACAUGCAUUAAACCACAUUUUCACAUAGCACGGCCCAAGUAUGUUUACAAUUAACAUAACAUAUAUGAUAGUGUGUAAUUAUAUAGAAUGGUAUUAAAUUCGACAAAACGUAAUGGAUUAAUAAAGUGAUAAUUAUA
Dreissena polymorpha is the source of this 5941-nucleotide messenger RNA. RefSeq names its product glutamate receptor ionotropic, kainate 2-like. Lineage: Eukaryota; Metazoa; Mollusca; Bivalvia; Myida; Dreissenidae. Gene Ontology annotation, cellular component: postsynaptic membrane; plasma membrane. Gene Ontology annotation, biological process: synaptic transmission, glutamatergic; monoatomic ion transport; modulation of chemical synaptic transmission. Gene Ontology annotation, molecular function: glutamate-gated receptor activity; transmitter-gated monoatomic ion channel activity involved in regulation of postsynaptic membrane potential. The coding region runs from base 415 to 3165 and encodes 916 amino acids. The transcript is spliced from 17 exons. The record is from RefSeq and is a predicted model, not a curated record.